GUGGAGAAGAGGCAGGAGUUCCUGAAGCUCCGCCGGCAGCAGCAGAUCGAGCGAGAGCUCACCGGGUAUUUGGAGUGGAUCUGCAAAGCAGAGGAGGUGUUGCUGGAGGAGGAGGAUGAGAUAGCAGAGGAGAAGUCCCCACUGGACGGUGCGUGGUACAAGAGGAAGCAAAACCUUCCAGUCCAUAAACGUGGCAAAGCGAAGAAAGGUAAAAACGACCUGAUAGGAGGCGAGGAGGGGGACGAUCCUUUCGCUGACAUCUCCUCCGUCCCUCCUCCUGGCUCUCCGUUUGGUCGGGCCAGCGUGAAGAGCAGCGGUAAGAUGGACAGCUCCUCGUACUUCCGGCGCAAAGAGAAGAGGAUGCGCUUCUUCAUCCGGCGCAUGGUGAAGGCUCCGAGCUUCUACUGGAUCGUUCUGUGUCUGGUGGGCCUGAACACUCUGUGCGUGGCCAUCGUCCACUACGACCAGCCCGAGUGGCUCACCAGGGCCCUCUACGCAGCAGAGUUUGUGUUCCUGGGUUUGUUCCUGACUGAGAUGUCCUUGAAGAUGUACGGCCUCGGAGUGAGGAAUUAUUUUCAUUCCUCCUUUAACUGCUUUGAUUUUGGGGUGAUUGUGGGAAGUAUUUGCGAGGUGAUCUGGGACAUGAUUAAACCCGGAGCAUCGUUCGGUAUCAGCGUGUUGAGAGCGCUGCGACUGCUCAGGAUAUUCAAAGUCACCAAAUACUGGAACUCGCUCAGGAACCUCGUGGUCUCCCUCCUCAACUCCAUGAAGUCCAUCAUCAGCUUGCUCUUCCUCCUCUUCCUCUUCAUCGUGGUCUUUGCUCUGCUCGGCAUGCAGCUCUUCGGAGGAAUGUUUAACUUUGAAGAAGAGACCCCAACCACCAACUUUGAUACGUUUGCAGCAGCCAUCCUCACUGUGUUCCAGAUUCUGACGGGCGAGGACUGGAACGCUGUGAUGUACCACGGCAUCGAAUCACAAGGAGGCGUACAUGGGGGCAUGUUCUCCUCAGUCUACUUCAUCGUCCUCACGCUCUUUGGAAACUACACCCUACUGAAUGUGUUCUUGGCUAUCGCUGUCGAUAACCUCGCAAAUGCACAGGAGCUGACUAAGGAUGAGGAGCAGCAGGAGCAGGCAGCCAAUAAGAAGCUGGCGUUGCAGAAAGCUAUGGAGGUGAAGGAAGUCAGCCCCAUGUCAGCAGCCAACAUCUCAAUCUCUGCUUUUGUAAAGCAAAAUCGAGAUGCAAUCUCUCGCAGGUCGUCCAUCAACAGCAUUCAGUCAGCGAGUUAUUCUGUCUACUACUCUCCUGCCCGACGAAUCAUGAGUAAGGAGCAGCUGCGCUCUGCAAAGUCCAUGUCAGUGUGGGAGCAGAGGACCAACCAGCUGAGGAAACACAACAUGAGGACGAGCAGCGAGGCUCUGUUCAACGAGCUGGACCCUGAGGAGCGCCUGCAGCUGGCCUCCGCCCUCCACCUGCACCCCGACAUGAUGACUCACCUGGACCGGCCGCUCGUGGUGGAGGCCAAGAAUGGCGACAAACCCUGCAGGUCUCCAGACGGAGGACGCGAAGAGACGGGGGAAUUCAGGCACGACGGGAUGGGAGAAAACCAAACUCACUCCAGGAGGCACCACCGGCACCGCGAGAGGAACGGGGAGGGCCGGGAUGGAGGGGAAGGCCACGGAGGGAGGCACCACACCCACCACAGCCGGAGCAGAGACCACAACGGGGACAGAGAGAGGAGGGGGGAUAGCAGCCACAGCCACGACGAAGGAGGACAGGGACACCGGCACAACCACCAGGCCGGCUCCCCUGAGGAGGACAACAAAGACUUCAGAGGAGGAGAAGAGAGAGGACACCGCCACCAUCACUCCCAUCGUUCACCCAAAGAGGAGAACGGGGUGAUAGCCAACGGAGCACAGGGAGAGCACAGGGGGAAGGGGGGAGGAGGAGGGGAGAGCAACGGAGAGAGGAGGGGACGCUGCUCUCGGAUGGUCAGAGCGCACUCUACUCUCGAUGGAGACGACUGUAAGAGGAACAAGAAUGGAUUCAAAGGUCACAGGGACAGGCAGCCGGAUGCUGAGGACGACGGCCUGGCCUCCAGUCCUCUGCAGCCCAUGCGCAGUAACCUGAGUCUUGGAGAGAAGCAGGAGGACGCCGACAACCAGAAGAACUCCACCAGGGCCAGCCAGGCCGGCCUCAACAGCAACACCAUCGUCAUCCCCGUCACCAUCACCGCCCCGCCCGGAGAGACCACCAUCAUACCCAUGAACAAUAUCGACUGCGACAGCUUCUUAUUCAGCGAUGAGAAGAAAGACCUGGAGGAUGAGGAGGCGGCUAAUGGGCCUCGGCAGAUCCUUCCCUACAGCUCCAUGUUCGUCUUUGGGCAAACUAACCCGGUGCGGCGGCUGUGUCACUACGUGGUCAACCUACGCUACUUUGAAAUGUGCAUCCUGUUGGUCAUCACAAUGAGCAGCAUUGCUCUGGCAGCCGAAGAUCCAGUGCAAGCGAAUGCACCGCGCAACAACGUUCUCAAGUAUCUGGAUUAUGUCUUUACUGGGGUCUUCACUUUUGAGAUGGUGAUAAAGAUGAUUGACUUGGGACUGAUCCUCCACCCUGGCGCUUAUUUCCGUGACCUGUGGAACAUUCUGGACUUCAUCGUGGUCAGCGGAGCUCUGGUGGCCUUUGCCUGCUCGAGCCUCAUGGGAUCGCAACACAGCGUGGCCAGAGGGACGAAAGGCAAGGACAUAAACACCAUCAAGUCCCUGAGGGUCCUCCGAGUCCUGCGGCCACUCAAGACCAUUAAACGUCUCCCCAAGCUGAAGGCGGUGUUCGACUGUGUCGUGAACUCUCUGAAGAACGUUCUUAACAUCCUCAUCGUCUACAUGCUCUUCAUGUUCAUCUUCGCUGUCAUCGCCGUGCAGCUCUUUAAGGGGAAAUUCUUCUACUGCACUGACGAGUCCAAGGGUCUGGAGAAAGACUGCAGGGGUCAGUUUCUGGACUUCAACCGUGAUGGUGUGGAAGCUCAGCCCAGAGAGUGGAAGAAGUACGAGUUUCACUACGAUAACGUUCUCUGGGCCUUCCUGACGCUCUUCACCGUGUCUACGGGAGAGGGCUGGCCAAUGGUCCUGAAGCACUCUGUGGACGCCACCUACGAGGACAAGGGCCCCAGCCCCGGCUUCCGCAUGGAGACAUCCAUCUUCUAUGUGGUCUACUUCGUGGUGUUUCCCUUCUUCUUCGUCAACAUAUUUGUGGCUUUGAUCAUCAUCACUUUCCAGGAGCAGGGAGACAAGGCCAUGUCGGAGUGCAGCCUGGAGAAGAACGAGAGGGCUUGUAUCGACUUUGCCAUCAACGCCAAGCCGCUAACCAGAUACAUGCCGGCGAACAAGCAGUCCUUCCAGUACAAGAUGUGGAAGUUUGUGGUGUCGCCCCCGUUCGAGUACGCCAUCAUGUCUUUGAUCGCCUUGAACACAGUCGUGCUGAUGAUGAAGUGCUACCCCGCUCCAGACCUGUACGAGUCCAUGCUGAAAUACUUAAACAUCCUCUUCACAGCCCUCUUCACACUGGAGUGCUUCCUCAAGAUUAUUGCCUUCGGCCCGCUGAACUACCUGAAAGCAGCGUGGAACGUGUUUGACUUUGUGACCGUGCUGGGGAGCAUCACGGACAUCUUGGUGACAGAGAUUAAGACGGAUAAGAUGAUCAACCUGAGUUUCCUGAGGCUCUUCAGAGCUGCGCGCCUCAUCAAAUUGCUGCGGCAGGGAUACACCAUCCGCAUCCUGCUGUGGACCUUCGUUCAGUCCUUCAAGGCUCUGCCGUAUGUCUGCCUGCUCAUUGCCAUGCUGUUCUUCAUCUACGCCAUCAUUGGAAUGCAGGUGUUUGGAAACAUUGAACUGAAUGAAGAGAACGCAAUAAAUCACCACAACAACUUCCAGACCUUUUUCCAGGCGUUGACUCUUCUCUUCAGGAGUGCAACGGGCGAGGCGUGGCAUGAGAUCAUGUUGGCGUGUCUCAGUAACCGGCCGUGUGAUAGGCUCACAGGAACCGUGGGGAAAGAGUGUGGAAGUGACUUUGCCUACUUCUACUUUGUCUCCUUCAUCUUCCUCUGCUCCUUCCUGAUGCUGAACCUGUUUGUCGCUGUCAUCAUGGACAACUUUGAGUAUCUGACCAGGGACGCCUCCAUCCUUGGGCCUCAUCACCUCGAUGAAUUCAUCCGCGUGUGGGCGGAGUACGACCCUGCUGCCUGCGGGAGGAUAUGCUAUCAGGAUAUGUACAAAUUGUUGCGUUUAAUCUCCCCUCCCCUGGGCCUGGGGAAGAAGUGCCCUAACAGAGUGGCUUAUAAGCGAUUGGUGAGGAUGAACAUGCCCAUUGCGGAGGACAAGACGGUGCACUUCACCUCCACGCUGAUGGCCUUGAUCCGCACGGCGCUGGAGAUCAAACUGGCAUCUGGGGUCCUGGCGCAGCAUCUUUGCGACGCUGACCUGAAGCGGGAGAUCGCCCGCGUGUGGCCCAACCUGUCGCAGAAGACCGUCGACCUGCUGGUGACCCCACCCAAAUACAACGAGCUGACGGUGGGGAAGGUCUACGCAGCCCUGAUGAUCUUUGACUACUACAAGCAGACCUGUGCCAAGAGACUCCAGCAGCAGAACAACACAGGCUUACCUCAGAGUAAACUCGGGACGCUGUUCCGUCCCGUACUGACCCUCACUCAGAUAAAGGAAGUAGAACCAACGUUCCCCUUCCCCAAAAAGCCCAGCCCCCCCCAGCCUGAGCCAGAAACCAAGCUAGUGGCACUGCCCAGUACCAGCAUCCCCUCCAUCAGCAGGGACACAGCGCUAAACCAGACGAGGGUCAUAAAACAUUCCCAGUCCGGAGACGUUUCUCAGAUGGCACAACAGAGACCCAAAGUCCGGAGGAAACUACAGAGAGGCCAGUCAGAGGAUGUUCCCUACACCACCAGACCUCAGGAAUUCGUUGAGCUGACGAAGGUGGAGGACGUUUCAGACUCAGAAGCAUAUCCGAGCCUGGAGGGCCACUGCAGAGCGGCUUCUCUGCCCAGACUCAACGCUGAGUACUACCGGAGCCACCCUCGCCACGCCCCUGGGACCCACCUGGCACCGAUUGUGGACCUGAGUCCCAUCAAGCGCUCGGCCUCCUCGCUGACGCCGCAGCACUACCAGGAGGUCGGGCUGAGGGAGUAUGACCUGGAACAGCCCGGCUUGGCUCAGUCCCCGACGGGCCCAGGUCAGAUCCAGGACCAGGACAGAGCCCACCACCAUCACCACCACCACCGCUGCCAUAGACGCAGGGAGAAAGAUAAAGACAAGAAGCAAAAGUCUCUGGAUAGAGCUGGAUCAGUGCAGCCAUCCAGCACAGUUGAUUCGUUCACCGACCCUUCAGCGGAGGGUUUGUCCAGAGAGCGAGCGAGGGAGCGUGACCGCAGCCGGCCUCAUGAGAGGAGGCAUCACUCCUCAGCAGGAGAGAAGCAGCGCUACUACUCCUGUGAGCGUUACGGCAGCAGAGAGCAGUGUCACACCAAAUCAGCCGGUCCCAGCAGAUCCACGUCACCCGGAGAGGGGCAGGACGCUGCUCUGCUCAGACAGCAUGGUAGCAGUGUGGUGAAAGCUGUGCCGCUGCCCUCGGGUUCGAGCACUCCGGGCCGCGGUCGCAGGCAGCUCCCUCAGACCCCCCUCACCCCUCGUCCUGCCGUGGCUUACAAGACCGCCAACUCCUCGCCUCUCCAGCCCAGUGCCAGCGCCGCCACCACGGGGCCCCAGACUCGCUUCAGCCGCGGCCUUUCAGAGCACGAUCGGUUAAACUGGGGCCACGACGAGUCCCCGAUCCCCGUCACACGCAUCGGUUCGGACUCUAAUCUAAACCGGCAGUCGCAGAUCUCCCCUCAACAGGCGUCCCAUGGAGAGGACUUCCAUGACUCUGUGAGUAGCCACGGAGGGGGACGCUUUGCCCGAAACGCAGCCUCCACCUCCACCACAGCCUCGGCUUCACAAGGAACUGCCGCUGCGUCCGUCACAGCGGCAAACACGCAGGGUCGCUCGGGGGUGCCCAACGGGUUCCACUUCACCCUCGGGGUCAACUCUGCUGCUGGGAGCCGAGGGAGUCUCAGGGAGAGGGAGGACGAGGACUGGUGCUAACGUGGUGUAAACGUAUCAGUGUUGUACAGCGCUCUAACUAAGGAAGCCGGCGGAUUUAUCCAAAAGGAAACUCUUUGAGGAAAAAGCCAGUGGAAAGUGCUGUAAAAGGGGAUCAGAAACCAUUCCAGCUUUGUAGUGUUUCUCCUUUUUUAUAAAACAAACUUUUAAGGAUAUAAAGACACUGAUGACUUUUUCUACCCCCUUUACUUGCACUGAAACUAUAGCACCUGUGAAGACCCUUAAGUAUUUUGCCUUGGCCAGUAAAAUCAGUGAUGGAGCAGAAGACAAAACGCCAUCCUCAUUCUUUGAGCGGAAGUGAUCUGAAUGCCUCAAAGCUGGUAUCAACAUGGCUGCUCACAACACUGUUUUAUUUUUGUAUGUUUAAUGUUGUUUAUGGUUGCUAUGUCGGUGAGAGAAGAGUUACAACUUGAUCAUAUUGAUGCUUCCACCAAAUGUUUUUUUCAUCAGCCUUUACUUGGGGUUAUCACCUAAUUUUGUCCAGAUGGAACCAAUUUAUGUCAAUCUUAAACUUCUGCCAUGAAACCUAAGGGACACACCGAAAAAUGUAACAUUGUGAGAGAUUGGAUUUAGAAUUAGAGCCCAGUUUUCAUAAUCAGUUUUGUAAAUUGUACCAGAUGUACAUUUUUUGAGUGCACAUAGGGAAUAGAUAACUCUUUUCUGAUGUUAUGUGGCUGAUUACUAAGUGCCUCGUUUUCCAAGAUGUAUUAAGAUGCAGCCUGAUCAGAUGGACUUGAAUAUACAGUAGAGGAUGUGAGUGUGUACAAGGCUGAGGAAAGUGUAGAGAACAAAGUUUUAAUCUGGUAUAGUGGACCGAAUGCAAAAAAAUAUCAAUUAUGUUUUGUACUGAAUCUUGUGGUAGGUAUGUCUGAUUUACAGAUCCAAAGUAAGCAAUGUAAUGCAUGCCAGGGUCUUGAACUUGUCAAAAAUAGUGUCUGUACUUUUUGCUUAAGGGUGUGUGGUAAGCAUUUGCCUUUCUCUUUCAAAUAUACUGCCAGCCAGUUGGUAGAAAUGGUCUCUGAAUGCAGAAAAGUGCCAUUUUUUAUUUAUUUCUGAUCAACAAAUCUCAACACUUGCCUCCUCAAGCAUACAUUGUUUCUGCCAUAUUUCCCCAAAUGUCCAGGUUUACACUUAUCUCUUUCCCCCCCCUGAGUGCAGUAUUGUGUGAGGGUUUUAGGAGAGUUUACCUGUCUGUGUAUCCGCAGGUACAAUAAAGAGUUGUGUUGUUGCCGCUGACUGUUGACUUGAAAUAGGGCUAUGCAACAAGGCGACACUUCAUCUGCCCUGUAGCUUUACCGUCUCGAAUCUCCAGGUUCAGGCUUUAGUGUGACUGCGACCAAAUUUUACAUUUAUGUAUGAAGAGUUGUAAAUUGUAUAUGUAUUAUAUGAUGUACAGUUAACUGACACACACUGAGGCACAAAUGGCAUCAAAGCUGAUAUAUGUGAAUCACAGGGCAUUUAGAGGUUGGCAAGUUGACUGCAUGAAGCCUACCCAGAUAGAAACACCCAGAAUAUAAAACUGUUGGAUCAAGUUGUGUUUUUAAAUAAUUUUAAACUUGCUUGAAAACCAGAUACAUAUUGACUGAUACAAUGGUUUAGUGUGAGGUAUUCUGUCAAUAACAGAUGGCUAAUCUAACAUUUCUGUAUGGUUAGAGUUCUAGGUAAAGAGCUGACCGGCCAUUUAGGAAACCCCAGACCCGAGCUUAAAUUGAGCUUUUCCCCCCUUUUCUGCAACAUGUUGGCUCCACUCUUUCCCACUUUCCUUUGGGCAAGACCAAUACCAACAAUAGUAUGUUUUUAAACAUUUGUGAAACAAUGGGUCUUACUGCCCAUUAGAUAUAUCAGACUUUUGAUGAAAUACUUAUUGGUAGAUAAAUAGAAAUUAGAGUAAUAUAUUUUGUUGCGAUAAAGAAAAAAUAUUUUGUCAAAACGGGAUUAUGGGUGGCUAUUUAAAAACUAAAAUGUUUGCACAUUUAUAGAAAGAUUAUUUAUCAGUAUUUUGAAUCAAAAUACAGAUUAGAUCUUCAAGGUGUCUAAAUCUCUUGGUGCAUGUUGAAUCUAAGCAAGUUUAAGAACAUGUAAAUGAUUUGCUAACAUGAUUUGAUCCAAUUAUUUCCCUAACCCUAACUUCCUGUUGUCCCAUAUGUGUGCAAUCUAUUUGAUGGAUCAUCUAAAAGGAGCUGUUUUAGACUUUAAAGCAAUAAGGUCUAACUGUAGGCGUGGCUCUGGUAUGUGUAAAGGUAACGUAAUAGAUUGCUUGUUGUCUUUAAAAAAAGCUGUACGUUGCCUAAUGGAGUAGAGAUUGGUGUUCAUCUCUAAAGUAGAUUUUUCAAAACAACAUUUCCAGACCUCCAACGAGCGUGACAUGAACAGGGUGCCAAGUUUUCCUCUUACACUUUUACUCUUGACUGCCCCCUCUGGACAUGUCCGGGAUUGCAUGUUCUGAAAUGAAAAUGUGCAUGUGCAAAAAAAAGAAGAGGAAUUGUUUGACUUCAUUCAGUCCAUGAUUUGUACCCUUUGUUUCCUUGUUGUAUUUUCUGAUUAUCUAAACAUACAAUGUAUCUGUUUCAGGUAAAGACAGAAAAAGAGAGCUUGAAUAACAUUUAAUUGCCACCAAAGUGGAAACAAGGCUCUUUCUCAGAAAAGAGAUUCUGGAAUGGCUGAAUCCUUCGCUGCCUGAUCUGUUACUUGACUGUCUCUCCCACAGUUAUUUUUGACUGUACCUAUAGAUUUUAUAUGAAUAUAAGUCCUUGAAUAAAGAGGUAUGAUUAUGAAAUUGCAA
Gymnodraco acuticeps is the source of this 8944-nucleotide messenger RNA. Its product is annotated as voltage-dependent N-type calcium channel subunit alpha-1B-like. NCBI's taxonomy places the organism in Eukaryota, Metazoa, Chordata, Actinopteri, Perciformes, Bathydraconidae. The record is from RefSeq and is a predicted model, not a curated record. Gene Ontology annotation, biological process: calcium ion import across plasma membrane; chemical synaptic transmission. Gene Ontology annotation, cellular component: voltage-gated calcium channel complex; neuronal cell body; membrane. Gene Ontology annotation, molecular function: high voltage-gated calcium channel activity.